CCACUUAAUCGUAGUACACACAAGAAUUAGCAAAUAUUAUCAUAACCAUUACUUUGCGAGGUUAUUAUAGCAACGGUAGCGUGUAUGAGCUUAGAUGUAAGGUAGUUUUCAUAUUUGCUACACGUAACUAAAGCAUCAUGAAUAAAACAAGUUACGAAAACGACUUGGAGGUUUGGUCUCAGUUUUUGAUCAAAGUGUUUGAAGGAAAACCCCACUUGUUGAAUAUAUUUUUUGUGGUUGUGUACCUAAUCAUUUUCUUCGUUAGUAUUAUCGGUAAUGUCCUAACUUGCAUCGUCAUUUACUCAGUGAAAUCCAUGCACACUGCCACAAAUUACUAUCUAUUCAAUUUGGCUGUUUCUGAUCUAAUAGUUACGUUCACCAAUUUAGCGGAUGUUUACGACUUUGUAACAGACUUUUCGAAAAUUGAUGAUUUCACUUGCCAGCUAAGAUUUUUCUUCAUAACGUGUCUAUGGAAUAAUGGAAUUCUUAUGAUGACGAUUCUAGCUAUUGAGAGGUACAUAGUAAUAUGGUACCCAUUGCUAUUAAACACAUCACCAGUUUGGAAACGAGUAUCAAAAGUGAUAACAAUCAUAUGGAUUGUAGCAAUACUGGAGUCACUACCAGAUGUAUGGUCAGUGAAAAAUAUAAAGACGAAAACAGUAUCGAUAUGUUUCACCGUACCGACAGAAGAAGCGAGGACAAUUAACGGUAUACUUGCGUUGCUUACAUUCGUAAUACCUUUGGCGAUUAUGAUAUUUGUGUAUACCAUGAUAGCGUUCAAAGUGAAUGAGAAUGAGAUGACCAGUUCUAAAGGAAAAAUUUUCAACCACCGUGACAACAGGCGAAGAGUUCACAAAAUAAUUGUAGCACUGACGGGAUCGUUUUUAAUCUGUUGGCUUCCAUUCUUCACCUAUCGUAUAAUGAUUUUCGCCUACGAUAUGCGACAAUUGAUGCAAUUUGAAUGGUGGUUUAGCACAGGAAUCAGAAUAACGUUAAUGAAUACCUGGUUUAGUGUUGUACUGAAUCCGAUUUUGUUCAGUCUCAUGUCUACCAAGUUUCGAAGAGCGUUAAAAAUGUUAUGGACGAAAAAAUUUAAACGAGAAUGUCCUUUAAAAAUUGACGUCAUUGCCUGAUACUACACAGCGGAGAUAACAGUUUAUCUUAUUAGUAAUUAUCAAAUAUUGUCUGAGAACGAAUAUAAGAGAGACAAGUAACAUAGAUACAGCAUAUUAUUAUGCAAUAAUCUAUUAAUCUUAUAUGUAAUCUCUGUACCGGUCACCAUACUCUAUGGUUUACGUUUUGGUGCGAACGUUGUUUUAGUAAAUGAAUCUGUAGUCUAUAAAAAUAAAUGAAAACCAGCUAUA
Pieris napi is the source of this 1364-nucleotide messenger RNA. RefSeq names its product neuromedin-U receptor 2-like. Gene Ontology annotation, biological process: G protein-coupled receptor signaling pathway. Gene Ontology annotation, cellular component: membrane. The record is from RefSeq and is a predicted model, not a curated record. The transcript has 4 exons. Gene Ontology annotation, molecular function: G protein-coupled receptor activity. NCBI's taxonomy places the organism in Eukaryota, Metazoa, Arthropoda, Insecta, Lepidoptera, Pieridae. The coding region runs from base 138 to 1133 and encodes 331 amino acids.